This is a messenger RNA of Anopheles gambiae (African malaria mosquito), 1344 nucleotides long. Its product is annotated as apolipoprotein D-like. Gene Ontology annotation, molecular function: pigment binding. NCBI's taxonomy places the organism in Eukaryota, Metazoa, Arthropoda, Insecta, Diptera, Culicidae. Bases 669 to 1268 code for a protein of 199 amino acids. The record is from RefSeq and is a predicted model, not a curated record. The transcript is spliced from 3 exons.
CGCGGAAACGACAAGUGGUUGUGUACAUCGCACUAAUCCUAUCCGAAAAAGUGCCAUCAAACCGGUUACUGACCUGUCUGCCCUCUCGUCUGCUGAUACGAUCGUGUUUAUGAUUAGAUGGUUUCUGUUUUGUUUUCGGGGGGGGGGGGGGGGGGCUCUAUUCUGUUUGCCAAUCGAAAACAAUCUUCUCGUCCGCUUCAUUUUAGCACACCUGUCAAACGUUGUUCUAGUCGUUUCUCACGAUCGCACCCAAGACGAUCGUCUUCUUUGUACAUGGACAGCACCUUUGUUUUUCUUUUGCGCUCGGGGGUGCCACGAAGAGACCAAAAUCCGGCCGUACUGGGGUGCUGAGGUGUGCUGAGGUUAUCGCGACUCAGAAACGAUCGUUCUCUCGAAGCUACCACAGAACGGUCGUCCGUCCGACGGUCAAUGCUUCUAUUUACUGAUCAGCUCCUCCUUCCUCCUCAUGUUCUCUUCCCAUUUUGCACCAUUACCAAAAAUACAAAUAAAUACAGUCACAACCGUCGGGCAUAGAGCUCCAGUGAGCAGCGAAGCGUUAAGGGUCAUUUCUUGCACAGCCAGCACACGAUCGCCCGGUCAGUCUUGCUGUUGAUCGCAGCGCGAAAGGUUCUCCGGGAAAGCAAAACAACCAACUCCGCACAAUCAGUAUGAGUGCAUUAUCGACGGUACUGCUGCUAGCGGGACUAGUGGCCUGUGUUGCCGGGCUGCUGACGGACGAGGCCUGCCCACAGGAUGUGACGGCGAUGAGUGGCUUUUCGCUGAACGAUUACGCCGGCCGCUGGUACGAGAUCAAGCGGUACGAGCAGUUCUACGAGAAGGAUCUGGACUGCGUGGUGGCCGAGUAUCAGAAGACGGGCGACAACAGCAUCUCGGUGAAGAAUGGUGCCUUCAGCCUGGCGAACAAUACGCGCGUGGUGGCGGACGGUACGGCCGUGGUAUCCUACCCGGACGACGCGACCCAUCCGGCCAAGCUGAGCGUCGCGUUCUUCGGAGCAAAGGCCGAUCGUAGCAACUACUGGGUGCUAGACACCGACUACACCUCGUUCGCCGUCGUCUGGUCCUGUGAGCCGUUCUUCCGCGAUCCCUCCAAGAAUGUCCUCGGUUUCUGGAUCUUCUCGCGCAACCAAACCUUCCCGACCGACGAAGCCGUGGUGAAGCGCGUGGACGAGCUGGUGAAGAAGUACGCCGACGCGUCCAAGUUCGAAGUGCCGAACCAAUCGGACGAACGAUGCCCUCGAUCGUACUAGAAGCUCUCACAAGGUGUGUAAGUGGAGUGAUUUUCUCAUAAAAGACAAUAAAGUGACUGUAAGGCGGUAAAACUCA